AUGAAGACUCUAGUACUCUUAGCUCUCCUAGGUCUAGUUAGGUCCGAGGUGGUGGACAUAAGCUGUAGUGAUAAUGCCACAUGUAUAGAGAACAUACCACGUACUCUCGUCAGGAGUAUAAGGCAGAGGAAGACCGUGAGACUGUUUGACACCUUCACCAUUGAGCCUCUGAACAGGCAGGCGGCGAGAGGCAACCUCGACCCUCUGUCGCGGCUGGUGAUGAACCAUGCCAUCAGCUUCGAUUGGGAAGACUUCACCUUCAGGUUUUCGGCGCCAGAGGGCAGGAGUGACGCGCUAGACUUGGAGGUGCUGGAGAGCAGAACUGUCAAAGAUGUUUCGGAAGCGGUUCCGAAGAAAUCUAAAAAAGAAGACGAGGAAGUCGUCGACGACAAGUCAAAGAAAAUACAAAUUAGAAGAAGACGGAGAGUGAAGAGGAAAGUCUUCCAAGCUUUAGUGCCUCUUCUCUUCGGCAUGAAGUCAACAGGCAUCGUCAUCUUCGGCUUGGGGAUGGUCACCGUGAUCACUCUGAAGGCUUUCAUGGCCAGCAAGUUGGCUCUGAUCGUCACAGUCGGCAUGGCCUUGAAGAAACUCUACGAGAGUUACGGCUCUGGCUACGGCUUACAGAACCCUUACCUUUAUUCGCAAUACCCGAUCGAUUUCCCAAGCGCCUCAUCGCACGCAUACUCCAUAAGCGGAGUGAGCCCCCAGUUCGCAUCACCGGAAAUGUACAGUCCGACCGGAUUGGCCACGCAUGCCAACGAGAUGCUUCAGUCUCAUGACGCGAGCGCUCAGCAGUCGCAACAGGCGCCCACAGUCCUAAACUCCACCCGAGCAGCCGAACGGUGGGAUGGGUACCGGAGGCGCCCAAUGUUUUAUGGAAGCUCGCGCGCUACUUCAGACUCCUAUUCGGCCUACCGGAACCACCGUUAGCUUCGUCAAUGCAAAUGCCCAUGUACUCUCUGCCUCAAAUGCAAAUGGCCAUGCAGAGCCAAUACCCAAGUAUGAUGCCG
Messenger RNA from Aricia agestis (brown argus), 1010 nucleotides. RefSeq lists its product as uncharacterized. The transcript has 5 exons. The record is from RefSeq and is a predicted model, not a curated record. The coding region runs from base 1 to 930 and encodes 309 amino acids. Lineage: Eukaryota; Metazoa; Arthropoda; Insecta; Lepidoptera; Lycaenidae.